This is a messenger RNA of Bicyclus anynana (squinting bush brown), 3127 nucleotides long. RefSeq lists its product as uncharacterized. The coding region runs from base 401 to 3124 and encodes 907 amino acids. NCBI's taxonomy places the organism in Eukaryota, Metazoa, Arthropoda, Insecta, Lepidoptera, Nymphalidae. The record is from RefSeq and is a predicted model, not a curated record. The transcript is spliced from 6 exons.
UACAAAUUCAGAGUUGAAUAUUCACAAAAAAAUUAGCGACAUCUAGCGCUCGUGGAAGUAAAAUUUUUAUCUGAGUUUUGUAGAGUCGUGACUAGAUGGCAGGGCUAAAGCCAAAAAGGCUAGAAGUGUAAGCCGUAAAAAGGUUAUAAAAAAAAAUUACUGACUUCAUUCAAAAUUCGAAAGCCGUUACGUUGUGUUUGUGGUGGAAUGUGGCUUGCUUGGUGAAUUUUGAUUACGCUCUCCUUCUGUAUUUUAGUGUUUUAAGUGAUUUCUUUAAAAAACGACGACUUGGACUGCAUUUGGACUCGGCAUCUUCUUCACAAAACGAUUUUACCCGGCUUUUCAUAUUGGUUUCUGUUUCCUGCUUCAUUCGACUUACCUGCAUUCGUAAUCGGACAAAAUGCCCAGAAUAUCACUGAUGAAAUGUUAUUUUGGGUGUACUGUAGAUGGUCCACUGCAUCGAUUUCCAAAGUGGCAAUUCCAACACGAGGAAAAGUUUAAUUCUUGGAAAGCUGUAUUAAGUUCAACAACUCAAGAAUAUGGCAAUGAAUAUAUAUACAAUAAUGUCCGGCUCUGCUACAGACAUUUCGAGAAAUAUUUUCAAUUGCCAAGUCACCGGCUCACCGGAAAUGCAGUACCUACAUUGUAUUUAACAGCAGAAGGUCUUCAAGCACAAGCUUUGGGAUCUGUUGUGGCAACAUCUACAAGCACACCUCAUUCUUCUUUAAUGGAACCUCAACAAGUUGUUCUAAACAAUCCAGCUGAAGAACAAGUGACACUAACUACUGCUACAACUCUUCCUGCAACCAACUUUGAUUUUCUUUUAAAUGUUUCUAAUAAAGUGCCUAAAUAUAGAGGUGUGCAUGGGGCUUCACUGGUCACUUCACAUAAAUCUAGAGGUCUUGUAAAGAAAAUUGAUUCGCUUAAGGAAACUAUUACGAAACUUCGAAAAAAAUGUGAAACUCAAACCCAAAUGAUAAGAAUGGCGGGAAGAAUUUCUAAAUCAAAAGCAUUUUUAGAAGUUAUCGAACAAUUUCCAGAACCCAUGAAAAUUUUCAUGACAAUGCAGUUAAAACAUGGAAAAAGGCCAAGGGGACGAAAAUAUUCAUUAAAAGAGAAAAUACUUUGUUUGACGAUUUUGAAACAAAGCCCUAAAGGCUAUAAUCUACUUAAAAAGCUGUUUGUUCUGCCUUCUAAGAGAACAUUACAAAAACUUUUAAGUUAUGUAGUUAUGAAGCCAGGAAUUAAUUUACAUAUUAUAGAGAAUUUAAAGAAAGCAGUGAGAAAACUACCAAUGGAGAAAAGGUUGUGCAGUCUUAUUUUCGAUGAAGUUGCUUUAUCACCUGGUCUCUAUUAUAAUACUUCCUGUAAAGAAAUAAUUGGAUUUGAAGACUUUGGUUACAAAAAAACGAAGAAAAUAGCUGACCAUGCAUUAGUGAUUAUGAUUAAAAGCAUCAAGGGAAAAUUUAAGCAGCCCAUUUCAUUUACUUUUUGUCAAAGUGCCACUAAAAAGGAUGAUUUAAAAAUUCUUAUAAAAGAAUCCAUAAGAGCUAUUUCUUCAACAGGCUUAAAAAUUAUUUGCACCGUGUGUGACCAGUCUACCACGAAUAUGAGCACAAUUAAAAGUUUACAUGAGGACACUGUGCAGGAAUAUGUAAAAAAGGGUGAAGAGUUUAAAAGUGACAGCUUUGAAGUUGAUGGCAUCAAAAUAUUUCCUCUCUUUGACCCACCACACCUCUUAAAAGGUAUAAGAAAUAAUUUAUUACUUAAGAAUUUAAGAUUCAUUGAAAAUGGUAUCGUUAAAGUGGGUAAAUGGGAACAUUUACUGAUGUUUAUGGAAAAAGAUGACGAAGAGGAUGAAUUAAGACUAGUCAAUAAAUUGACUGAUUCACAUGUUAUAAAAGAAAAAAUACCAAAAAUGAAAGUAAAGUAUGCUGCACAGGUGUUCAGCCAAAGAUUAUCAAAUGCUAUUAAAUUUUGCACUAAACAUGGAAUCCUUCCAAAAGAAUGUGAAGACACAGCAGAUUUGCUACGUAUAAUGGACCAGCUAUUUGAUUCGUUCAAUGGACAUAAUUAUAAAGAUAGCAGCAAAAAGUUUAGAUGUUGCCUAAAAAAUGGUUCGCCACAUUUUAAAUUAUGGGAGCAGGUAUUACCCGUCUUAAGGUCAAUGGGCUAUGAAAAAAAAAAGAGAAAUGGUACCACAGUAUAUGAAAAAGUUCCGUCUAUAAAGAAUUUUAUACAUAAUAUUCGCAUAUAUAGAGAAAUGUGGACCUUUUUACAAAAUAACUUUAACGUGACAAGCCUGCUCCCACGAAACUUAAAUCAAGAUCCACUUGAAAACUUUUUUUGUAAAAUUCGCAGUAAUGGUGUGAGAAACACAAACCCUACGUGUGAUCAAUUUAUAAAUUCUUAUAAAACUUUAAUUAUCAACAGCUUCGGAACCCCCCAUUCUGUAAACGCCAACUGUGAGGACGACAAUAAUGUUUUAUUUAAAUCAAUGGAAAAUUUCUUACAGAAAGAAACUUGCGCUGACAAAAAUGAAAGUCGUAAAAAUGUGCAAAGUAUAAAUUUAUUAUUAGAAGAGUUAGAGACUCCUAUCCAGCCCAGCCAAGAGACCGGUAAAAAUUUUAUUAAUAAAGAAACAAAAAAAUAUGUGGCGGGCUGGAUAUUAAAAAAAGCAAGAAUAGUUUUUAAAAAAUGUCCUGUUUGCACCGAGUCGCUAAUUUCAAAAAAAAAACAAGAUGCUUCAUAUAUAUAUGAAAGGGACUACACCAAAAAGUCGUUACAUUACCCAAGUAAUGAAUUUUCAAUAUUGAUGAAAGAUGUGUUUCAUUCAAUCGCUCGGUGCAUGCAGGAAUCACCGGAGUCUCGACUAUUAGCCAAUGAAAUAAAGUUUCACAUUGAAAUGUACUGCGAUUUUAAUAUAGUUUUAAAAUGUCCAACGCAUUUUUCUAAAUUAAAAGAAUUUAUCAUUGCAUUGUCAAUAAAACUUAUUGUUAACAGUUGGUGUAUGGGGGUAAAUAAAAUAUUAAAAGGUAAAAUGGCGAAAUUUAAUGAAAAUGAUUUUAUUAAAACACACGCAUACCAGUACUAUAAAAUACAUUCUAAAUAUAAAAGUAAAUAAAUA